This is a messenger RNA of Mya arenaria, 1411 nucleotides long. RefSeq names its product probable E3 ubiquitin-protein ligase RNF144A-A. Gene Ontology annotation, molecular function: zinc ion binding; ubiquitin conjugating enzyme binding; ubiquitin protein ligase activity. Lineage: Eukaryota; Metazoa; Mollusca; Bivalvia; Myida; Myidae. Bases 115 to 1014 code for a protein of 299 amino acids. The transcript has 9 exons. The record is from RefSeq and is a predicted model, not a curated record. Gene Ontology annotation, cellular component: ubiquitin ligase complex; cytoplasm. Gene Ontology annotation, biological process: protein polyubiquitination; ubiquitin-dependent protein catabolic process; positive regulation of proteasomal ubiquitin-dependent protein catabolic process.
CUAUGUUUGCAAGUCAUUUUAUAUUCUUAGUCGAUAUUGCCUGUACCCGACUAAAGAUGUUUGACAGCUGAAGAAGAAAACAGUCAAUUUGAUGCAGAAGUAUGAGUGAAAGCAAUGGCUUCCUUCUCAGCAAGUAGGAGUGCUGUGAAUUUGGCCAUAGACCCGCUGAUAACAUGCCGUCUGUGCCUGACAGAAUUUCCACGAGAUGACACAUACCAAUUGGAGGAUUGUGGCUGCAUUUACUGCAGGGAGUGUGUGCAGCAGUACCUACUGGUGUUGAUAUCAGAGGGCAACGUGGUUGCUGUAACUUGCCCCGAUGCCCAGUGUAGAAAGCAGGGGAAAAUACUCUUUUCUGAGGUAAAAAGCCUUGUAGAUGACAGACAUUUUUCAAGAUACAGAAAGUUACGGUUCCAAAAAGAGGUUGACCUUGACCCCCACCGGACGUUCUGCCCGGAGGCAGGCUGUGAGACCGUGUGCCAUGUAUGUAGUACCUCCUCCAGUCAUGCCUUCAGUCGUCCAACACCUGUAGAUUGCCCAAAGUGCAAGCUGCAAUUUUGUUCUGUGUGUAAGUCCAAGUGGCACCACAGGAAGACUUGUGAUGAAGUGAUCAUGUCAGGCCGCAAGGAGGAUCAGGGGAUUCCAUUCAGCAGUGUGGAGGACUCGAACAUUAAGAGAUGUCCCGUUUGCCAUGUGCCAAUUGAGCGUAACGAUGGAUGUGCCCAGAUGAUGUGCAAGCGAUGUAAACACGUCUUCUGCUGGUACUGUCUCACAUCACUUGAUGAUGAUUUCCUGUUGCGUCACUAUGAUAAGGGGCCUUGUAAGAACAAGCUUGGACAUUCCAGAGCCUCUGUGAUAUGGCAUCGAACACAGGUGAUUGGUAUAUUUGCCGGGUUUGGUGUGUUGCUCCUAGUUGCCUCCCCUUUUCUUCUUCUUGCGGCUCCCUGUAUACUGUGCUGCAAAUGUAAGGUGUGCAAGUGUUGUGACGAUGAAGAAGGGGAACCACCAUCAACCUGAUGUACUUCCUGUUUGAAAGCAGGAACAAGUUAUUGUGAUUUGUGAUUAUAAAUGGGAAACCAGCAUCAACCUGAUGUACUUACUUCCUGUCUAAUAGCAGGAAACCAGACAUUGUGACUGUGAAAGGGGAACCAGCACCAGAUAAACUUACAUCUACAUGUAUUUCUACGUUCAUUGGAAUUCAGUCAACCUCAUCAAUCAUCAUCCAGUGAUCUCCAUUAACGAGGAGCAUAGAUCCAUGUUGUUAGACAUGAAAAAUAACUUUAUACCAUCCAUAUACAUGAUCACAUUUAUUAAUGAACUAAGGCCACACCAGAUGGUUUUUAUGUUUAGCUUCAACCCUAAGUACCAAAAACUAAUCGCUCUAUCUAGCUAUACUGAGUAACACCCCCCUCCC